This is a messenger RNA of Aspergillus oryzae RIB40, 2505 nucleotides long. RefSeq lists its product as uncharacterized. NCBI's taxonomy places the organism in Eukaryota, Fungi, Ascomycota, Eurotiomycetes, Eurotiales, Aspergillaceae. Gene Ontology annotation, molecular function: FMN binding; nitric-oxide synthase activity. Gene Ontology annotation, biological process: nitric oxide biosynthetic process. The record is from RefSeq and is a predicted model, not a curated record. Bases 1 to 2505 code for a protein of 834 amino acids. The transcript is spliced from 6 exons.
AUGAUACAGUACCAGCAAGAGGAUGGUUCUAUUCUCGGGGACCCUAGUAACGUCGAGCUAACACAAGACAUCAUUGAGCUUGGGUGGGUUCCACCAGAGCCAAGGAGCCGGUGGGAUCUUCUACCCAUAGUUGCUAUGGCAGAAAGCGACGCACCUGCAUGGGCCGACGUUCCAGCUGAGCUCCGUGAUCUGGUCGACAUCCGCCACCCGAGGUUCGAAAAUUUCCAGAAGCUCGGUCUGAAGUGGUAUCAAUUUCCUGCCCUUAGUAGGCUUGGGUUUGAUAUUGGUGGCGUCCAGUAUACCGCAGCGCCGUUCAUUGGCUGGUAUAUGGACGCAGAGAUCGGUGUCCGUAAUCUCGCCGACUCAUUUCGAUACAAUACUCUACCUGACGUCGCGAAAGUCCUUGGGUUCGAUAUUGAAAAUUACAAGAAAAAUCCGGAAUACGCAGAGAUCGAGGCAAUGGAGGACCUACCAGACUAUGAACAGCUCGUGUGGAUGUCACGGGCACAAGCGGAGCUGAACUAUGCAGUUCGGUGGUCUUUCCUACAGAAAGGCGUUUCCUGCAUCGGGACCCUGGCUGCUUCCUCUGAUUGGACUCGGUUUGACGACGAACAUGCAUCGAAGUACGGAUACCGCCUCAAUUCUGACCCGUAUUGGAUAGCACCACCGCAGGGCUCCAUUGUGCCAGUGUGGCACCGUGGCGGUGCUCCAAAUUAUCAGCCAAAGCCCCUGAUAGCAAGGCAUCGACUUGAUCCCGUAAAGUCCUGGCGCCGCCGGCGCAGUGUUGUCAAGACUCCUGUAACCCGACUCGUGAAAGUCGGGGAAGACUGGGUGACCGAACACAUCACACCAGUACAAAACUCCUUGUGUAUCGAGAAUGGCACCAAGCACCUUACCAAUGGGGUACCAACUAUCCCCAAAAAGAAGGUGCAUAUUUAUUACAGCAGCACCGGUACAAGCGCCCUAAAGCUCACCGAAAAGCUACGAAGACGAGUUAAAGAGCUUCCAGGUGGUUUCCAAGUGGACUUCAACAUUCUGAAUCUGUUAGACCUGCGGAAGAUAAAGCCCUCGGACCCACUUCUAAUGGUAGUGUCGACGACUGGUGAUGGGCGCUUCCCUGCAAAUGGUGCUGAAUUUGAAGCAGCUAUGAAGGACAGAGUCAUGGAGUACAAUGGGGCAUUUGCAGUCAAGUACUCGAUAUUCGGUGUUGGAGACAGCGCCUACCCUACAUUCAAUGCGGCUUCCGUCAAACUCCACGAGUUCAUGAAAGCGGUGGGCGGAAUUCCGAUCGCGAAGGGGCUUACUAAAGGCAACACAGCAGUGGAAGCACUGCCCAUGAAAGCUUUUAACCGUUGGUGGAGCUUCGUCAAGGAUUCUUUAACUGGUGAAAGCGCCAAUGAAGUCGCAACUGAAUCAACAGAGGAUGAAUGUUUUGAACACCAUAGGAUGCUGGCCGGAUUUAACACAGGCCGGCUACUGAGUAAAUCCCCUUCUGAGACUGGAGAAGGAAGAAUAGUCAUGAUAACCAUGGACCUGGGUGACAUGGACUACAUUGAGAUGAGUCACCUGAGACUUUUGCCCUACAAUACGUCAGAGCAGGUUACCAGGACGCUUGCUGCUUUGGGAGUCAGCAGCGCCAGCCAAUGUGUACCGUUUAGAGACACUACUAUGCCGUCUCUGAGCUACGGCGAGUUUUUCCAACAUUAUGUUGACCUCGAAGGAAGGUUCAAAGACCUUGCAUGGCUGCCCGAAGCCUUUCCAGCUGGGGACAGAUGGGACACGAAUGGAACAGUCCUUGAAGUCUUAGAGCGCCUUCCAGGCCUACAGCAAAUUACAGAUGAUCUUCGCAUGAAGGUCUGUCUUGAUAUGCCGCUGCUUCGUCCACGCUCAUUUUCCGUUGCCUCCUCUGCUAAGUAUGUCGGGAAAGGCCUGGUAGAAAUCAUGGUGAGGCUCCACAAGGGAGGGCGCUUCAGCGACAAAUUCCUGUCAGCAAUCGCGCCGGGCGAUUCUAUCAAAUACGCUCCUGUCACUAUUGUCCCGGGACAAGACCUUAUUUCUUCCCAGAAACACCUCAUCGCAAUCUGCACUGGGACCGGAUUUGCUCCGGUUCGGAGUUUACUACAGCAAAAGAUACAGGUUCUUAUGGAGGCAGAAUCCCAAGGCAUGGAUUUCGUGUUUCAAUCACCCCCUAUUAGCAUUUUCGUCGGCUUCAAGGCUCAUGAUGAAGCAUUGUUUGAGGAGACACUUGCUGUUGCCGAGCGGUAUGGUUUGAUUGAUAUGCUCUUCCGGGUACCCAGCAACAAGCAGAAGAGAAGGGUUCAACAUUACGUUGAGGACAACAAAGAGAGCGUCCUGGCUAAGAUUAGGGAUGGAUCGAUCUAUGUUUGCGGGGCAAAAGCAAUGGUUAAUGAUAUGGCAGCGAAGUUGAGUGACAUGAUCGGUGGAGAUGCGUCAUGCCUCUCAGUCAAAUGGCUCUUUAUGUUGUGGGCAAGUCAAAAUAUAUAA